Messenger RNA from Ooceraea biroi (clonal raider ant), 3177 nucleotides. It is a transcript of the gene DppIII, whose product is annotated as dipeptidyl peptidase 3. Gene Ontology annotation, cellular component: cytoplasm. The record is from RefSeq and is a predicted model, not a curated record. Gene Ontology annotation, molecular function: dipeptidyl-peptidase activity; metalloexopeptidase activity. Gene Ontology annotation, biological process: proteolysis. Lineage: Eukaryota; Metazoa; Arthropoda; Insecta; Hymenoptera; Formicidae.
UUUUUUCUAGGGUCCCUAGAAAAUUCUUGAAUAUGGAUUUGAAAGUCACUAAAGAAAAUCUCAGUCAAUUUUAUUCAGGUUAUAACUAAGUUAUUUCGUAUAAUUUAGCUUUAUGCUUCGGAUAUUCAAUCUUCUUAUUUAUAAUUUUUUUUAUUAUCCAUUUAUUCUCUUUAUGGUUUCUUCGUUGGAAAACAACCUUUAUAGAUCUAAUGUGCAUGAUCUAUGAUUUAUGCACCUUCGUGCAACCGGACAUUUUUAAUGCUACAUGCACGGCUCCGAAUCAAGAGUUUAUCUUAUCUUUCUCUUAUCUGUAUAUCGUAAUAUAAUUUCUUUCGCUAAAACUCGAUCUUCUUCGAUCUUCUUUCUGCGGUCCUGUUCCACUUGAUUGGAUCUAUUUCCUAUCCCGUUUCAGACAGACAUACUCGACAAUGAGUAUAGAUACUACUUUAUAUACGCUACCCAACAAUCAACCUGUUGUUGCGUUGGAAUGUGAAAAUGCAUUCAAAUCCUUGACACAGAAGGAGAAACUGUAUGCCCAUUAUCUGAGUCAAGCAUCAUGGAACGGAGGAUUAAUAGUAUUAAUACAGACCUCGCCGGAAUCACCACUCAUAUUCGCAUUGUUGCAUAAGAUCUAUCUGGCAGAACCUAUCGAUGAAUUGAAAGAUGCUGCAAUGCGUGCCAAUGUCACAGACGACGACUUUACAGCUUUCUUAGUUUACAGUUGCGGAGUGUUCGCUAAUGCCGGAAACUACAAGGCUAUGGGUGACACUAAAAUUAUCCCGAAUCUACCGAAAAAUGCAUUUGAGACGAUAGUGAAAGCUUCGAAGGCCUACAGGGAUAAUUCGACGGAGGUGCAAAACAUAUGGAACAAUAUAUCAAACGUUUUAUAUUCCUUAGACGGCAAAUUACAAUCGCUGGGAUUAGGGGACAGAGGUGUGACAACUUACUUCUCCGCGAACUGCACGAAAGAGGAUGCAGAUAAAGUCAACGCUUUCAUGGAACACAAGGGACUCGAGUCCUACAAUGCGAGGUGCUUCAAGACAACGAUACGCGAUUCUAACGGUGGCGUUGACGUAUACGAGAUCAAAUUGGCAUCUGUGGAGACUUCUGACGAUCCCAAGAUAACGCUAUCCGAGGAAACGUACAGGAAUGCCAGAUUUAAGAUCACCAGAGGAGACUACAGCGAGCUCAUGGUACGCGUUGUGGAGAAUCUUAAGAAGGCCAAGGCAUAUGCUUCCAAUCAAACCGAGAAGGAUAUGCUGGACAAGUACAUCGAUCAUUUCCAGACGGGAUCUUUAGAUGAUCAUAGGGAUGGUUCUCGCCUUUGGAUAAAGGACAAAGGGCCGGCCAUCGAAACUUACAUCGGCUUCAUAGAAACAUAUCGGGACCCGGCCGGUCAGCGAGGCGAGUUCGAGGGAUUUGUGGCGAUGGUAAAUAGAGAAAUGUCCGAGAAAUUCGCCACGCUGGUCAACAGGGCCGAGGAAUUUAUCCCGAAAUUGCCGUGGAACAAUGAUUUCGAGAAGGAUACAUUUUUAAGGCCAGACUUCACCUCCCUGGAUGUUCUAACGUUUGCAGGAUCGUGCAUUCCGUCGGGAAUAAAUAUCCCGAAUUACGACGAGAUUAGGCAGUCCGAGGGCUUCAAAAAUGUGUCCCUGGGAAACGUUAUUCCCGCGCACAUGAAGGAUACUCGAGCGAUUCCGUUCCUGUCCGAAGCCGAUCAGGCCUUGAUGCACAAGUACAGGAUACCCAGCUUCGAAGUGCAGGUCGGCCUACACGAGCUUCUCGGCCAUGGUACCGGCAAGUAUUUCAAGCAGACCGGACCGGACAGCUUUAACUUCGAUCGCGACGUUGUGAAGAAUCCUCUGAACGGAGGCAAGAUAGACAAGUUCUUCUUGAAAGGAGAGACCUACGAUUCGAAAUUUGGCCCGAUGGGCUCUUCAUACGAGGAAUGCAGGGCAGAGGCGGUCGGCCUCUACUUGAGCUUGGAGAGAGAGGUAUUGAGCAUAUUUGGUCACGAGGGAUCGAUCGCGGAGGACAUAAUCUACGUGAAUUGGUUGUCCCUGUUGUGGUCAGGGUUCGCGAAGGCUUUCGAGAUGUACCAACCGUCUACCGGCACUUGGUCACAGGCGCACGCCCAAGCACGCUACGUUCUGCUAAGAGUGUGUCUCGAGGCGGGCGACGGUUUCGUCAACGUUGUUGAGACCGAAGAUGGAAAAAAUCUUGAAAUGAGCGUCGAUCGCAGGAAAAUCUUUACGACUGGCAAGAAGGCCAUCGGAGAUUUCCUCUUGAAGCUGCAAGUUUACAAGAGUAUGGGAGAUGUCGAGUCAGCGAAGGAGAUGUACGACAGAUACAGCGCAGUGCCUGAAAGCGGACCACAUCCAUGGGCUCGCUGGAGGGACAUAAUUCUCUCCCGCAAGGAACCGAGAAAGAUCUUUGUUCAGUCAAACACGUUUAUCGACGGUUUUGACCCCAAUAACGUGGUGUUGAAGAAUUACGAGUCGUCGUUCACGGGAUUUAUACAAUCGUGGAUAGAGAGAUUUCCGAACUUAGACAUAUCCCAAACACUGAUAGCGCUUUGGAACAAAGACAAGAAGCAUUUUCCACUGGCGAAUAAUUAAUCGUUCGUGUGUCUAUUCGUGGAUUCGACCGUUGAAACAUAAAAAAAUUCCAUGUUCUUGUAACACCUCUUUUAAUUGCUAAGAGUUGGAAUGACCAAUGUUGUUUGUUCGAAAGUAUUACAUUUAGAAACCGCAUUUUGUAAACAUGGAAUGAUAAUAGUUACUGAAAUUGGGUAUGAAAUAUGUACAUACAUAUGUGCAAUAGCUUUAACUUUUUUAAAGGUGUAUCCGUGGAUAGGUGUAGAUGAUAUAAUAUAUUAUAUAUACGUAUAAUGAAUUGUAUUUUAACACGUAACAUUCUAACAUUCAUUAUCGCUAUUGGAUCUAUCUAAUCUCUUGUAUUUUAUUUCUUUAAACAAAGUACAAGAUUAGAUAAAACCUAAAAAACAUGUUUAAUACAACUGAAUUUCAGACUAUCGCAUUUAACGUUAUUGUCAUAAAUUAUGAAGCGACGCAUUUGAAAUCUUCGAUUCUUUAAUGAAUUUGUACCGAUAUAUAAAGGAGAGUAAUUAUAUAAAACUAUUUUAUAAAAAGCAUAAUAAAUAUUAUAUAAAAAGCA